Molecule: messenger RNA, 1353 nt
Organism: Lottia gigantea (owl limpet)
Lineage: Eukaryota; Metazoa; Mollusca; Gastropoda; Lottiidae
Exons: 1
Coding region: 1-1353 (450 amino acids)
Molecular function (GO): zinc ion binding; protein binding
Source: RefSeq, a predicted model, not a curated record
AUGGCCACAUCUUUAGUGAGUAUCAUACCAGAAUGUUCCAUCUGUCUAAAGACACCAAAAAUUUUACCUUGUGGACACACUUUCUGUUUGGGUUGUUUAGAAAUAUUAAUUAGCGAUAAAACAAACACAUUCCCCUGUCCGAUCUGUCAGCAAGAUGUUAAGAUUCCAGAAGGUGGUGCUAAGAUGUUCACUACCAACUUUAUACUUCAAACAUCCAAACAUACAACACAAGUAAAAAAACAACCUCCCUCGACAACACAACCAAGAUGUCCCAACCACAAUCAGAGGGAGGUAGAUUAUUACUGUAAUGAUUGUAAUAUAGGACUGUGUUCAAAGUGUAUAUUUAAACAACACAAAUAUCAUGAAACACUGGAUUCAAAAUGUGACGAAACACGGAGUAAAGCAAUAGAAAACCUUGAACGUUCACAAAAUAUCAUCCAAAACAGAAUCAAAAACUUGGAGAAAACACGCUGUACAUUAUUAGAAUCAUUUGAACAACUGAAAACUUUGUGUGAAAAUUCCUGCACUAGGGUGACUGCAAAAACUGAGCAAAUUGUUUCAGAUGUAAGACAACGUUGUGAACAGAUCAUCAAAGACAUCGGGAAAAAUUUGAAAGAAAAUAAGAGUAAAGUAGAGGAUAGAGAAAUGGAAAUUGUAUGUGAAAUAAAUAGAUUAGAAAGAAAUUCAGAAUUAAAUAUUUCACCUUCAAGUAAAUCAACAUUAAAUAUUUUACAAACAUUGCCUCGUUUAGUAGAAAUAGAAAAACAAAGUAGGAAAGAGAAUAAUAUGUGUUUACAGUAUUUACAGUGGGGUGAUGAUGAUGAUGAUGAAGAAGCAGAUUAUAGUGAUGAAGAUGAUGAUGAUGAGGAUGAUGACGAGGAGGAUGAGAAAAGUGAAUUUAUUUUAAAGCAAUUAGGGUCGGUUAUUUCUAAACCAUUUUACAUACCAGGUUCGUAUCAGUUUCUGUAUGAUUUAACUGAUGUAGAGAAUAGUGGUGGUAUUUAUUACCAUACAGACAAGUUUAGAAACAACAAGGUGGUAUGGAGUUGUGGUGCAAGGAGGCAUUCUGAUGGUUUGUUUAUCUAUAUAAAACUUUUACCCGAUGACAGCCAUAAAGUAGACUAUUGUAUUAUUGAUUAUCAAAUCAGUGUAUUGAAUUUUGAUGAUGACAGUAAAACUAAAACCAAAACAAUAAUGUACAAGAGAUUAAAGAGAGGUAGCGGGUGGAGUUGGUUUUGGCGAGUUCUACCCUGGUCUAAAUUUGAUGAUAAAAACAAUGGUUAUAUAAAUUCUAACGGCCAGUUUCUGGUUCGAUUCUACAUAACACAAAUCAGUGAAAUAUCAUGGAAGUAA